GUGUUGUGAUUAUGAUUAUGUUAUGAAUGUAGUUUAUAGUUGAAAAUGUCGGAGGAGGUUGAUAAAUAUCCGUUGCAUAAAGCCGUAUUCGAUAACGAUCUGCCGACAGUUUCCAAAUUGCUGCGAAAGCAUAAUGUCACUUGCAAAGACAAGCACGGGAAUACAGCUCUACAUCUCGCAGUUAUGUUAGGUCGGAAAGAAUGCGUCCAACUUCUCCUUAAACACGACGCUCCCGUUAAAGUGAAGAACGGACUCGGAUGGACAGUAUUAGCGGAAGCGGUUAGUUAUGGAAACCGUCCUACGAUCUCUUCGUUGGUUAGAAAAUUCCGACAACAGUCGCGAGAGCAGAUGGAACAUAGACGACCGAAUUUAGUUGCGGCCCUAAAUAAAAUUAACGACUUUUAUAUGGAGCUAAAAUGGGAUUUUCAAAGUUGGGUGCCCUUGGUAUCUAGAAUAUUACCUUCGGAUGUGUGUAAGAUAUACAAAGCUGGUGCCAAUAUCCGGCUAGACACCACUUUGGUGGAUUUUAGUGAUAUGAGGUGGGAAAGGGGCGACAUUUCUUUUAUAUUUAACGGCGACGCCAAGCCCGAUGAGAGCCUCACAGUGUUGGAUAAUAUGAGCAAAGUGUACCAGAAAGUUAGAUACGAGGAAAGCGAGAUGGAAAUCGAGGACGAAGUCGACCUGCUGAUGUCAACUGACAUAUUAGCCGCCCAAAUAUCCACGAAAAGGAUAUCGUUCUCGCGAGCUCAGAGUGGCUGGAUUUUUCGAGAAGACCGGAAGGAACUAGUGGCUGGACAGUAUGAUGCAGAGUUGUACACGGUGCACGGUUUAACAUUGGAAAGUCGAAAGAGGCGGGAACACUUAUCCUCAGAUGACUUGCAAAAAAACAAAGCCAUAUUGGAGAGCUUCACCAAGGGAGGGAAUUUACAGAACCUUGACCAAAAUGGAGUGCCGGUUAGACGUACGAGUUUGGUGCCGCCGCCUGAGAAAAACGUCACUUGGGAAGAAUAUAUCAACUCCGAAAUCAACAACUAUCCGAGAUUGGGUCGGGAGCUCGUUUACAAAGAGUCCUCGAAAUCCUUUAAGGCCACCAUUGCGAUGAGCAGCGAUUUUCCUUUGUCGGUUGAGAUGCUUCUGAAUGUUUUGGAAGUUAUAGCGCCGUUUAAGCACUUUGCCAAGUUGCGAGACUUCAUAACCUUCAAAUUGCCAAACGGGUUCCCGGUGAAGAUCGAGCUGCCCAUUCUGCCCACAGUGACGGCAAAAAUCACAUUCCAGGAGUUCGAGUUUAGGGACGACGUUCCCGUCAAGUACUUUGAGGUGCCCGAUGACUACAUAGAAGACCCGACGAGGUUUCCCGAUUUAUGACGCCCCGAACUGACGAGCUGCUUCGAGAUCCGGCAUUGCCCAAAGCCGCAGUUUCUGUUGCCGCACGAGCGCCGUCAGAUGGCGCUGCGACGUUUCCGGAGGCGGGGCGCCAAAGGUUCGGAGGGCGCGGGGCCCAAAGUGGGACCGCCGGUCGUCGUCGUCGAGGUUCCUAUGCUGUUCACCUUGGGCAGCGUCUACAGCAGCAGUUGCUUGGUGUACGUCGAGUGAGAGAUCCGACAGGUAUAACCGCCGGCUAGAGAAGUGCCGAGGGCUUUCGAGGCUGCCGCGAUGCUUUGUUCCUUUUUUUUUAGUUUUUAUUAUAUUAUAUUUGCUGUUUGUUUGAUAUACUUCGCCUGCGAGAUCUCUAUACGCGGCAGAGAUAUAGAUGGCGGUGUCGAGGUAAAAGAAUUUCCGAUGCUGAUCUCCAGCAGUUUCUGGUCGUUUGUUUAAGUGAUCAAUUGACUUGCCUGAAAGAAAAUUGAUAUCAUAUUAUAUGAGUAUUGCGGUUCGUAGAAUUACAAUCACCACUUGUACUCGCAAUUUUUUCUUACCUGGGUCUCCAUUCCCAUCUCGCUCCCAUAUUUACCUACCGUCAUUAGCAAAAAUUCUUCAAAAAUAAAAUAAUAUAUCAAAUUCUGAUUUUGGCAAUCUCUCCCGCAUCCCAUGUUUGAAGCGACGCAUUCUGUGUGGGAGACAGGCCUCAACAUAACAUGGCUAGUUUUCGGCAACUUUUCCUACAGGGUAUACGUUUAUGAAGGAUGUGCACCUGUCAUGAAGCCGCCUGCUAUUGGUAUUCUCGUAGCGCUCCAAACAUCCUAUUUUUUUUUUCAUCAAAAGUUUCAUCGUCUGUAACGUUUGUAAAAAACGUCGUUUUGCGGAAUUUUUUUUUAGCAUGGUCAUCAACCUCCUUUUUUUUUUCUUCGGUGAUGUUUUCCUAAUUGUUUUUCUGACAUUUUAUUUUUAUGAUUUUCUAUUAUUUCCCUCUUUACCUUUUUUCUUUCUUAUCUGCAAUAAUUGAUGAAUGAGUCAAGUUAUACGGAAACUGUUUUCUUAAUUUAGUUUGCUUGUUAGUUUUAGGACUGGAACUGGAGAAAUUACAUUCAGCAUUCUAGUAGUUGUCCAACCAUCCACACCAAACAAAGAAGCGCUUGUUGAAGGUUCAGGUUCAAAACGAGUCGCCGAGUCGAAUUAUUGUUCCUCUGAUUCUCGGAAAAUUUAUCUUUUUCUGUCACUUUUUCCAGAUUUUGAUUAAGGUUAUUUAAUGUUAGAAAGGCAUGCCCAGGAACUGCUGAGGGUUUCAAAGGAAAAAAUCCAGUUGCGGGAAAACCUGAAGCAGAGCACCAAAUUGUCUACUCUCAAUCUUUUUUUGGGAAUGAUUUGAAUAGUAAUGAAUUCAUCGCAUGCAUUUUUAAAAUAUGUUUGAGAAAAAACGCACGGUCUAACGGUUAAGGAAAGUGCGUCGUGUGAAUUGGGAAACAGCAAUAUCGCAAAUAUAAGGUGACUCCCGUCACAUUUUGAUGACCGUUCCCAUUGGCAUGUUCUUUUGCCAAAUUUGUUGCUAGUUGACACGCUUGAAGAUGCAGUACGGCAGCAUAAAAUUUCUCCCUGCAUUGCAACAUAGCACUACGCUUAUGGUCUCAUGGACAUCUUUACUGUCCUUCAAAGCUACAACUUUACCAGGUAUAUUGUUUAAUUGAAGUCC
Molecule: messenger RNA, 3067 nt
Organism: Cylas formicarius (sweet potato weevil)
Lineage: Eukaryota; Metazoa; Arthropoda; Insecta; Coleoptera; Brentidae
Product: ankyrin repeat domain-containing protein 13C
Exons: 10
Coding region: 46-1365 (439 amino acids)
Cellular component (GO): cytoplasm
Molecular function (GO): protein binding
Source: RefSeq, a predicted model, not a curated record